AUGGAUCCUCGGAAUCUCCGUCUCUUGCUUAUUCUCGUGUUUGCUUCCACCAUCGACGCCCAAGAUCUCUUCCCAAAGCCGUACUGCGGUUCGACCGGCAACUUCAGCGCCGACAGCACCUACCAAACCACCCUCACCGCCCUCCUCUCCUCCAUCUCCACCACCAACUCCUUGUCCCUCACCUACGGCUUCUUCAACGCCUCCUCCGCCGUCUCCGGCGCCUCCCAAACCCUCUAUGUCAUCGGCUCCUGCCGCGGCGACCUCAUCGCCGAGAGCUGCCGCACCUGCCUCAAUGGCUCAGCCUCCGACAUCCGCGAUCUAUGCCCCCUCCAGAAGGAGGCGGUCCUCUACAGCGAGAACUGCACCGUCCGUUACUCCAACACCUCGAUCUUCCGCACACUCGAAACCGACCCUGACUACCAGCUACACUGCUGGACCGUCUGCGGGGCGAGGCGGCGGGCGGCGGCUCGCUGA
Eucalyptus grandis is the source of this 474-nucleotide messenger RNA. RefSeq names its product cysteine-rich repeat secretory protein 1-like. The record is from RefSeq and is a predicted model, not a curated record. The coding region runs from base 1 to 474 and encodes 157 amino acids. NCBI's taxonomy places the organism in Eukaryota, Viridiplantae, Streptophyta, Magnoliopsida, Myrtales, Myrtaceae. The transcript has 2 exons.